AUGUAUAGCGAAGAAUAUAACGAUCAGUACGACGCCUAUGAUGAAUAUGGGACUUCGGAUGAUCUUGAUUCAAGAAACUUCCGGCAGGUGCCAGAGGUUGUGAAGAAAUUUCUUAUAUAUUUACAUAAUUGUAUUAACGAAGGAAUGAUCUUUGAAAUUCAAAAUUUGUAUGAAAAUACAUUUCCUAAACUGUCAGAACAGCUUUUUGAUACCAUACCUUGGCCAGAAGAGUCUCAAAUAAGUGAACUUGUUGAUAAUGAUUAUGUGUUUAUUACAUUAUAUAAGGAGUUAUACUUUCGACAUAUUUAUGCUCGUAUGCAACCUAAUUUAAAACAGCGAAUUGAUGCUUUUUUUAAUUACUGCGAUCUUUUUAAUUAUAUAUUAAAUUCUACUGAACCAGUACCUCUUGAAUUACCUGACCAAUGGUUGUGGGAGUUAAUAGAUGAAUUUGUAUAUCAGUUUCAGUCUGUCACAUCAUAUAAAGCUAAUUUGUUGCAAAAAGCAAGUAACGAAUCUAAUUUGUUACAAAAAGCAAAUAAUGAAGUUACUGUAUUGGAAAAUAGUAAAGUAUGGGAUGUACUUUGUGUUUUAAACGUUUUACAUUAUUUAAUUGAUAAAUCUAAAAUUAAAAGUCAAUUAGAAGUAUAUGCAAGUGGUGGAGAUCCUGACUCAGUAGCUGGAGUUUUUGGAAGGCACUCUUUAUAUAAGAUGAUGGGAUAUUUUUCACUUGUUGGUUUGCUUCGUGUACAUUCUUUACUUGGAGACUAUUAUCAAGCAAUAAAGGUUUUAGAAAAUGUUGAAUUGUAUAAAAAGAGUGCAUAUUCUCAUGUUCCUGGCUGUCAAAUAUCCACAGCUUAUUAUGUUGGAUUUGCUUACAUGAUGAUGCGAAGAUAUGCAGAUGCAAUAAGAACUUUUUCUAGUAUUUUACUAUAUGUUCAACGUACGAAACAGCUUUUUGCAUCAAGAAGUUAUCAAAAUGAUCAAAUUAAUAAACAAACAGAACAAAUGUAUCAUUUAUUGGCAAUAUGUUUGGUAUUGCAUCCCCAAUGUGUUGAUGAAGGAUUACAGCAAGCACUUCGUGAUAAAAAUUACCAUGAAAAAAUGUACAAAAUGCAAUGUGGUGACUUAGAAGAAUUUGAAUCAUGUUUCCAAUUUGCUUGUCCAAAAUUCUUGUGUUUACAUCCACCUAAAAAGUCUAGUGAGGAUUAUAUUAAGCUAGCUAUUAAACAUCAAACCCAUGUAUUUAUGGAAGAAGUUAUACAACAAAAAAUGUUGCCUACAAUUCGUUCAUAUUUAAAGCUUUACACUACUUUACCUUUAAGUAAACUCGCAACAUUUAUGAUUAGUAGCCAACAAAAUGAAAAAAUUGACUUAAACGAAGAAAUCGAUAAACUUACCAUUUAUCUUUUAUGUUUCAAACAUAAAAUGAAAAACAUUGUUUGGAUUAAAGGACCAUCUGGGUUAGAUGGAAAAUUUCAAUCCGGUUCUGAGAUUUUUAUAUUGACCAUGAUAUGAUUCACAUAGCAGAUACUAAAGUUGCUCAUCGAUAUGGAGAUUUUUUUAUUCGAAAAAUAUUAAAAUUUGAAGAGCUUAAUAGAAAAUUG
Molecule: messenger RNA, 1604 nt
Organism: Ceratosolen solmsi marchali
Lineage: Eukaryota; Metazoa; Arthropoda; Insecta; Hymenoptera; Agaonidae
Gene: eIF3l
Product: eukaryotic translation initiation factor 3 subunit L
Exons: 4
Coding region: 1-1515 (504 amino acids)
Biological process (GO): translational initiation
Cellular component (GO): cytoplasm; eukaryotic translation initiation factor 3 complex
Molecular function (GO): translation initiation factor activity; protein binding
Source: RefSeq, a predicted model, not a curated record